Messenger RNA from Menidia menidia (Atlantic silverside), 384 nucleotides. Lineage: Eukaryota; Metazoa; Chordata; Actinopteri; Atheriniformes; Atherinopsidae. The record is from the annotation of a GenBank genome assembly.
AUGUGGGUGUGUAUUUCCCGUUUACUGACCGAUCUGGGCAGAGUGGCCUCUCCUGGCCAUGUUCUUGGCCCGGACGGCCUCUUUGAUCCGGUCCACCUCCUGCUGGUAGCGCUUGCGGUCGCGGGCGGCGUUCUCCUUGGCCUCCUUCAGUGCAGACUCCAGGGCCUUGACGCGCUCAGCCGUAGCACGAAGACGCUUUUCCACCACGUGACGGUGUUCCUGAGGGUCUUGUUCUUCUCCUUCUCCCGCUCGUACUUCUGCUUCCACUGCUCCGCCGUCAGCUCAAUGUUCACCGUCACCGUGUUCUUGAUGGUCUUCGCUCUGGAGGAAGGCGAGCAGCAGAUGACGAUGGUGGUGCGGCAGUUCCCACCCAGGGAGUCCUGA